UCUCGCUAGGCUGGUAGUGGCUCGUGCCUGCAAUUCCAAUAGUCGAGGUCUUAAAAAAAAAUAAUAAAUAAAUAAAUAAAAAAGGCAGCCCAGCUUAAGUUACACUGCAAACUGUAGACCCUUCUGGGCUACAGAAGAAAUAGUCUCAAAAACCUAGAACUUACCCAGGUGUGAAUUUUGGUUCACACCUAUAAUCCCAAUACUCAAGAAGCUGAAGCCGGAGGAUUUGAGGCCAGCUUGAGCAAUCUAAUGAGAUCCAGAAUAACCCGAGCUACACACUUAGAUGGUAUCCGAAAAGGUAAAAAUAAGUAAAUAAAUUCUCCAUCCAUCCUCUCUGUCAAUUUUGUUCCCCGCGAAACCAGAAAGACACCACCCUCUUCAAAGGGUUGUAAAAUUUAGAUUAAUUACAGCAAUACUGUUCAUCAAUUCAGAAAAAAAAAUUGGAGAUCAUAAAGUUCAUCCUCAGUUCCUGCCCCUACCCAAGUUUUAAAAGAUAAAAUGGAAUUAGGUUUAAAAAAAAAAAAAACAUACUAGAAAGUCUUUAGGAACCACUUCUGCCGGGAAUCAUGCUCACGCUCUUCGUUGCACCGACGGAGCCACAAACUUGAUGCAACUAGCAGCCUUGUUCCUGUGCGGCUCCGCCCCCUUGUAUUCCCUUAAAUGGCCAGUCAGCGCCGCCGGAGGUCGCUUUAGCGCCUGCGCCGUGCUUGACCGGGCGCAGGCGCCAAUAGAGAUUGGCGGGAUUGAAAACCAUGGCGUGGGUUCCAGCCGAGUCUGCGGUGGAAGAGUUGAUGCCACGGCUGUUGCCUGUGGACCCCUGUGACUUGACGGAAGGUUUUGAUCCCUCGGUACCCCCCAGGACGCCUCAGGAAUACCUGAGAAGAGUGCAGAUUGAAGCGGCGCAGUGUCCAGAUGUUGUGGUAGCCCAAAUUGACCCAAAGAAGUUGAAAAGGAAGCAAAGUGUGAAUGUCUCUCUUUCGGGAUGCCAGCCUGCCCCUGAAGGUUAUUUCCCCACACUUCAGUGGCAGCAGCAGCAAGUGGCACAUUUUUCAACUGUUCGACAGAGCGUGAACAAGCAUAGAAAUCACUGGAAAUCACAGCAAUUGGAUAGUAAUGUGACGAUGCCAAAAACUGAAGAUGAAGAAGGCUGGAAAAAAUUUUGUCUGGGUGAAAGGCUAUGUGCUGAAGGGCCUGUUGGACCAUCUACAAAUGAAAGCCCUGGGAUUGAUUAUGUUCAAAUUGGUUUUCCUCCCUUGCUCAGUAUUGUAAGCAGAAUGAAUCAGGCAACAAUUACUAGUGUCUUGGAAUAUCUGAGUAAUUGGUUUGGAGAAAGGGAUUUUACGCCAGAAUUGGGAAGAUGGUUUUAUGCUUUGUUGGCUUGUCUUGAAAAGCCUUUAUUACCUGAGGCUCACUCACUGAUUCGGCAGCUUGCAAGAAGAUGUUCGGAAGUGAGGCUCCUAGUGGGCAGUAAAGACGACGAAAGAGUUCCUGCGUUGAAUUUGCUCAUCUGCUUAGUUAGCAGAUAUUUUGACCAGCGUGAUUUAGCUGAUGAGCCAUCUUGAUAGAGCUCAUCUCCUGGGGAUGGAAGAUAGUUCUGUGGAGACAGCCUAAGUCUGAGGAAGCACAAUGCCAACCUGAGGACAAAGUGCAUCACUUCUUCAGUGUUACCUGAAGGUUUCAUCUUAAUCAGCAGCUCAGCCUGAUACUCAAAAUACAGACUUGAUUGGUUUGAGUGUGUGAAGUAUCUCCAAAGAAGCACGUCUGGUAUCUGAUGAACAGUUGGAGUAGUUUUCUUCAGUUGUGUACAUUGAAAAUAGAUCAAGUGUUACUUAUAUACUUAAGCAGCUUGCAUAAAAACUGAUGAAAUUUUGUACAGGUCCCUGGUGCUGUUUCAUUGUUUAUAAGUAUACAUACAUAUUUUUGUUGAAAUGUAUUUUGGCUAUUCAAAUUUCAUGUGACUCUUGAACAAAAUAAAAGACAGUGGAUGUCCUUAGAGUUGCAAUUCAUACAGAUGAAAUGGCACAUCUGUUCAUAGUCAACAAAAUGAAUCAGUUGUUCACAUUUAAACUCAAUAGUUUCAGUUUAAUUGCACCAUGAAAACUUUUUCUAGCAGAUCGUUUUCAGUAAUGUCCUAGUAAGCUGUACGUGAUAGUACACACUUGUAAUCCCAGCAUUUGGGGUUUUAGGCCAUUUUGGAAUGCAUAAUAAGACUCUACCUCAAAAAAACAAGGGACUGGAGAUGGAGUAGCAGUUAGCUCUUGCAGAGGACUUGGGUUCAGUUCCCAGCACCUAUAUAGCAACUGACAACAGUCUGAGACAUCAGUUCCAAAGGAUCUGACAUCUUCGGUCCUCCAGUUGCUGCCCUUUGUCCACUUCCUACUGGGGUAGCCAGGCACAGUGAGUGCAGUGCAGGCCCUCAGUCGGAGACAAGUGCUGUAGGUGAACAGCUUCAGAGAACUGGUUUGGUUUAUUGGAUGAAACGGGCUAUUUAUGGCCUUGGGAACAUAUCUAGGGUUUCUGAGGCAAGGUUUGUCUAGCUCUGUACCAUUGGCCAGGGCAGGGGCUUUGUAAGGUUUCAUGUGCAUACUCAGGCACUGUAAGACAGAGACAGACAGAUUGCUGUGAGUUCAAGGCCAGCCUGUUGUACAAAGCUAGUCUAGGAAAACCAAGCCUACACAGAGAAACAAAAACAAACCAAAAAUCCCAAAAAAGUUAUUACCCUGACAGUUAUAAGGCUUCACUCCUUGUUUGACCUUACAGUUUAAAAAAUUGGAUUUAAACUGAGCUCUUCGCUUCCUGGUUGUGGAUACAAUUCGACUAGCUGCUUCAAGCUCCUGUCUCCUUGACUUCCCUGGCAUGAUACCUUGGAUUAUAAACCAAACAAACUCUUCCUCUCUUAAAUUGCUUUUGUCAGGUGAAGAGCUGGGGGGGAAGGGGGUACAGAGAGCCAGGAGAAACCGCAGGCCUUGAUCACCAGAAUUGGAGUAAUUAGAGGUCUCAGUGUGAGAACCUGGUCCAAGUGCGCUAAUAUAUUUAUAAUUCACAGGCUAAGGAGUCUUGACUUCUAGGCCUACACAAAAGCCCUCACAUUCAUUGUUAAGGAAGGGCUAGGAUCCUGUUAACCUAGACCUGCCUGUAAGCUGUGAUGCCAGCUGCAGCCAAAGACUGAGGAAUCCCCACUUCCUACAACUCAGUAGCAGAAAACAGCUGGACUAAAAACAGCUAGGGUUGCAUGGACAUUUCACCAAAGAAGGAAUACAAAUGACCAUGUGAGUAUGAAAACAUGCUGAGUUUUGGAAUGCCCAACAUUGCAUAGAAAAAUACAAACAAAACCAGAAGAUAUUACUUAUAGCACUUAGGAUGGCCAUAUACUGAUAUGUGUGUGUCUGUCUUCCACAUAAAAUCUUAAACACAGACUCAAAGUCUCCGAGGCCUACGUAGGGCUGUAAACACUCUACAGAUGACCCCACUUCCUGUUCCCAUAUGCUGUUGCCAAGUUUGGGGAAAACAAAAGCUGCCAAAGACCAUUAAGAGCUUCUUGAGCUAGGGAGAUGGCUCAAUGGUGGAGAAUGCUUGCAGUUCCCAGAAUCUAUAUUAGCCAGCAGCAGCUAUCAUGAAAAACUCCAGCACCAGUGAUCCCAUGCCUUUCUUGCAGGCACAUCCCCUCAUGUACACAUACCUACAUGGACACCCAUAAUUUAGAAAGAAUUUAAAUUUAUUUUUAUGUACAUUUUCGUGUUCAGCAUAUAUACAUAUGUGUGUGAGGGAGUCGGAGCCACUGGAAUUUGAGGUACAGACCAGAGAGUUGUGAGCUGACAUGUGGGUGCUAGGAUUUGAACCAGGGUCCUCUGGAAGGGCAGCCAAUGCUCUUAACUGUGGAGCAGUCUCUCCAGCCCAAGAAUCUUUUUUUUUUAAGAUUUAUUUACUUAUUGUAUGCAAUUGCUCUACAUUCAUGUACACUUGCAUGCCAGAAGGAGGCAGCAGAUCACAUUAUAGAUGGUUAUGAGGUUGCUGGGAAUUGAACUCAGUACCUCUGGAAGACCAGCCAGUACUCUUAACCACUGAGCCAACUCUCCAGCCCCUGAAAGAAUCACUUUUUUAAAAUAUAUCUCAUCUAUUCAAAAUUUUCAUCUGAGUACAGCAAAAGGACCUAUGCCAGCUGUUUAGUGAAAAUGAAAAUAAUGCUUGUAAAUUGAAUAUGAGAUUGUAAAAAUAAAGCUAUUCUUGCCCUAGAAAACUUGAUUUUACAUAUUUACUGUACAAUGUGAACUUGGAUGAAGUUAUGCUAUUUUAAAUCUUAGCUGUUCAUCUAAAGCUUUAUACUUGUUAAAAAUACAUCUCUACUCUCUCUAUAAAUGAAAAAAAAAGAAAGAAAAUAAUGCUUGUAAUUUUUCCCCUUUUUGUUGUCCAUAGCAACUGGUUGUACUAAUUUACAUCCUAACAGUACACAAGAGAUCAAGGGAACCAAUAACUCGACAUUGUCAGCAAUAUUUGUUUCAUUUUAUACACACACACACACACACCCAUCAUACUAUAUACUGGCCAUCCUGUGCUGUGCAGUAUUACCUUCUGGUUUUGUUUGUGUUUUGCAAUGCAAUGUAAGGCAUUCCAUCACUGAGCAUGUUUUCAUACUCACUUGGUCUUUUGUAUUCCUUUUUUGGAGAAAUAUAUAUGCAAUCCUAGCUGUUUUCAAUAAGGCUAUUUUCUGCAACUGAGUUGCUCGAGCUGCCCCCCACCCCAUGGUUUGUUUUGUUUGUUUUUAUGUGCAUUGGUCUUUUGCUUGCAUGUGUCUGUGUGAGGUUGUCAGAUCCCUUGGAACUAGAGUCACAGGUAGGUGUGAGCUACAAUGGGAGUGAGAGUAGCCAAUGCUCUUAACCACAUCUCUCCAGUCCCAUAAGAACUCGUUUUAAGAAAAAAAAUAUUUUUGACCAUUUCUUACAUGUAUAUGUUAUAUUUUGAUCAUAUUCAUCCCACAUUCCUCUUAUCCUCCUCCCUUACCCUCCAGGACCCUUCUUCCCAACUCCACCUGCUUACUUAUGUCUCUUUUUAAACUACCCACUGAGUGGAAUUACAGUUGUUUCCACACACAUGGGUCCAGGUCAACUUACCAGUGGCCACAGCCCUACAAGUUGCAGAAGCUAUUUAUCUUUAGAUAUCUGCAAUAUCUUCAGCCUAUUCAGCUGCUUAUCUCUACCUAUCUUCAAGGCUUUGGCCAUGCAGCUUCUCCAGGCUGAUGUAGCUCUAUUUGUCUUUGUAAUCCUGUGCCCGGUGCUCAGGGUGUGAGAGCCAAGAAAUUAUUGCCAGGAUUAAUUUUAUGCUUUUCUCAUUCACUUCUAGCAAUUUUCAGGGUAAUUUUGUUUUGUUUUAGACAGGAUCUUUAUGUAGCCCACGAUUAAUGGGAACUUUUUAUUUGCUUUCUUUUUUGUUUGUUUGUUUGUUUUUCAGGACAGGGUUUCUCUGUGUGGCCCUGGCUGUCCUGGAACUCACUUUGUAGCCCAGGCUGGCCUUAAACUCACAGAAAUCCGCCUGCCUCUGUCUCCAGAGUCCUGGAAUUAAAGGUGUGUGCCACCACCACCAGGCUAAGGGAACUAUUUUGCAGCUUAGUAAUUCCCCUGCCUCCACAACCUGAGUGCUAGUACUGUGUGUACACUGCCAACAUGGCAUUUAUAUAUUCCUGGUGAUGGAAUUUAGAGCUUCAUGAAAA
This is a messenger RNA of Meriones unguiculatus (Mongolian gerbil), 5704 nucleotides long. It is a transcript of the gene Gemin2, whose product is annotated as gem nuclear organelle associated protein 2. Gene Ontology annotation, cellular component: spliceosomal complex; SMN complex; nucleus. NCBI's taxonomy places the organism in Eukaryota, Metazoa, Chordata, Mammalia, Rodentia, Muridae. Gene Ontology annotation, biological process: spliceosomal snRNP assembly; spliceosomal complex assembly. The coding region runs from base 753 to 1562 and encodes 269 amino acids. The record is from RefSeq and is a predicted model, not a curated record. The transcript has 10 exons.